Messenger RNA from Zophobas morio, 1246 nucleotides. RefSeq names its product erlin-1-like. Lineage: Eukaryota; Metazoa; Arthropoda; Insecta; Coleoptera; Tenebrionidae. The record is from RefSeq and is a predicted model, not a curated record. Gene Ontology annotation, molecular function: ubiquitin protein ligase binding; cholesterol binding. The transcript is spliced from 4 exons. Gene Ontology annotation, cellular component: endoplasmic reticulum; endoplasmic reticulum membrane. Gene Ontology annotation, biological process: SREBP signaling pathway. The coding region runs from base 128 to 1114 and encodes 328 amino acids.
ACCUGUCAUUGAUCAUAACCUCACAUAUAUUUUGUAAAGAUUUCCGAUAAAUGUGACUGUAUGAUGUGUUCUUGUUAAUAAUUUACGAAUGUGCACGGUAUUUACCUUUUAAAAACAAGCACAAAACAUGUCACACUUCACUGAACAUUUAAUUAUCGGGUCCAUUCUCUCGACUCUUUUUAUAAUUUUCAAUUACUCUCUUCACAGAAUAGAGGAGGGCCACGUUGGAGUCUAUUUUAGGGGCGGCGCUUUACUACCAGCUACGAGCUCACCUGGGUAUCACAUGAUGAUCCCUCUAUUAACAUCAUAUAAAUCUGUCCAAGUCACUCUUCAAACCGAUGAAGUGAAGAAUGUUCCUUGCGGUACCAGUGGUGGCGUCAUGAUCUACUUUGACAGGAUAGAAGUAGUUAAUCACCUCAAUGCCAACAGCGUUAUGGACAUUGUGAGGAACUACACUGCCGACUAUGAUAAGACUUUAAUCUUCAAUAAAGUCCACCACGAACUUAAUCAAUUCUGCAGUAUUCACACUUUACAUGAAGUUUACAUCGACCUUUUUGACCAAAUUGAUGAAAAUCUGAAACAGGCUUUACAACGCGAUUUACUAGAAAUGGCGCCAGGUUUGACAAUUCAAGCCGUAAGAGUAACAAAACCAAAGAUCCCUGAAGUCAUUCGCAAAAAUUAUGAGUUAAUGGAAGGCGAGAAAACGAAAUUGUUGAUCGCAACGCAGCACCAAAAAGUUGUCGAAAAGGACGCUGAGACUGAAAGAAAAAGAGCCGUUAUUGAGGCGGAAAAAGAAGCCCAGGUUGCAAAAAUCCAGUACCAGCAGAAAAUUAUGGAAAAGGAGUCGCUGCAAAGAAUUGCGCAGAUUGAAGAUGAGAUGCAUCUUGCCAGGCAGAAGAGUCACGCUGAUGCCGAAUUUUACAGUAUGCAACAACAAGCAGAGGUUAAUAAAAUUCUGUACACAGCUGAGUACCUUGAACUGAAGAAGUAUGAAUCAUUGGCGCAAAAUAGUAAGGUUUACUUUGGUAAUGAUAUUCCUCAAACUUUUGUUACAUCAUCAUCUUAUCCUGUUGAGACUAUCACUGAUAAAAAAAAGUUAGAAACGAGACCUUAAACUAAAGAAUAAUUGUGAUGUGUGAUUUAAUUAUUAAGUUGGUAAUAAAUUUGUUCACGUGUGAUAUUUGAAAAAAAAGUGCAAAGCAUUUUUUAUAGAAUUUAUUUACAACAAUAAAAAACAUAAAAAUGA